This is a messenger RNA of Lodderomyces elongisporus, 2841 nucleotides long. RefSeq names its product MCM DNA helicase complex subunit (gene CDC54). Lineage: Eukaryota; Fungi; Ascomycota; Pichiomycetes; Serinales; Debaryomycetaceae. Gene Ontology annotation, biological process: double-strand break repair via break-induced replication; DNA replication; DNA strand elongation involved in DNA replication. Gene Ontology annotation, cellular component: nucleus; MCM complex. Gene Ontology annotation, molecular function: single-stranded DNA binding; ATP binding; single-stranded DNA helicase activity. The record is from RefSeq and is a predicted model, not a curated record. Bases 1 to 2841 code for a protein of 946 amino acids. The transcript has a single exon.
AUGUCGUCUUCACCACCACAUGGCAGUAGUAAUAACCAUGAUUUUGAUUCCACAAACUACAAUGGAGACUCCUUAGAUCGAAACUCUGAUUCCAUAUCCCAAAGUCAGCAUCAACAAUACAACCAACAACAACAGCUGCAACAACCACCUGCAGUCCCUUCAUCACCGCUAUUCUUCAAUUCUUCUUCACAGCCAAAUUCAGAAAUUGGAAAUUCACAAAUACAUAGGAGAAAUGAUGUAUCAUCACCGUUGCACUACUCCUCGUCGGUGCAUCAUACCUCAGAUAUGGGAAACUUUAGCUCUCAGCGUACUAGUCGUGUUCAUGAUGUUGACAGAAUCAUGAGAAGACAUCAAAGAAGUGAUUUAAAUGACGGUGCUUCAUCUCCUCUGCGUAGGACUUUUACGCAAAGAUCCACACAACCAAGUCUAUUAUCAACAUCAUCAGUCAUGAAUACAGAUUCAAUGGAACCCGACGAGCCUGUGAGAGUCAUUUGGGGUACCAAUGUCUCGAUUCAAGAGUGCUCAAAUCUCUUUAAAGAGUUCUUGUUAACGUAUAAGUACAAGUACAGAAAGGAAAUGGACGGUAAGGACAUCGAGCCAGAAGACCACGAGUUUUAUUACCAAGCAAAAUUGAGAACCAUUAGAGAUUUGGGGUUGACCAAUCUCAAUUUGGAUGCUAAAAACUUGCUUAGUUACCCUCCAACCAGAAAGCUUUAUCAUCAAUUGAUCAAUUACCCACAAGAAAUUAUUCCAAUUAUGGAUCACACUAUCAAGGAUUGCUUAAUUCAAAUAAUCAAUGAUGAUACUGAAGGUGAAUCAGGAGGGCUAGGUACUGGAACCGGUACUGGAGCUGGAGCUGGAACCGGAGCUGGGGCUGGAGAUGGUGUUGGGGCAGCCUCUGUUGCUGCAACAGCAGCAGCUAGUCUUGAUCAAAUUGAAAGCAAUAUCUACACCAUUCGUCCUUACAACAUUAAUAUGGUUGAGAAGGGAAUGAGAGAGUUGAAUCCAAACGAUAUCGACAAAUUGGUGAGUGUUAAAGGGUUGACGUUACGUUCUACAUCUAUAAUCCCAGAUAUGAAAGUUGCAUUCUUCAAAUGUAAUGCUUGUGGCCACACUGUGGGUGUGGAAAUUGAUCGUGGUGUUAUCUCCGAACCAACAAAGUGUCCAAGAGAAGUCUGUGGUCAGACAAACUCCAUGGUGUUAAUACACAAUAGAUCGUCAUUUGCCGAUAAGCAAGUUAUAAAAUUACAAGAAACACCAGAUUUGGUACCGGAUGGUCAAACUCCACAUUCGAUCAAUUUGUGUGUUUAUGAUGAAUUGGUGGAUACUACUCGUGCAGGUGAUCGUGUCGAAGUAUGCGGUAUUUUUAGAUCACUUCCGGUAAGAGUGAAUUCAAGACAACGUGCAUUGAAGAGUUUGUACAAGACAUACUUGGAUGUGGUACAUAUUAAAAAGAUUGACAAAAAGCGUCUUGGUGCCGAUAUUACAACUUUGGAGAAUGAGUUAACAGAGAAAGAUCAAGAAGUCGAACAGACGAGAAUGAUUACCCCUGAGGAAGUUGCCAAAAUCAAAGAAGUUUCUCAAAGAGAUGACUUAUAUGAGGUUUUAGCCAGAUCAUUAGCUCCCUCAAUUUAUGAGAUGGAUGAUGUUAAAAAGGGUAUCUUGUUGCAAUUAUUUGGUGGUACAAACAAGACAUUUAAGAAAGGUGGUAGGUAUAGAGGUGAUAUCAAUGUCUUGCUUUGUGGUGAUCCGUCAACGUCGAAAUCGCAGAUAUUGCAGUAUGUGCACAAGAUAGCACCAAGGGGUGUUUACACCUCGGGUAAAGGUUCCUCGGCAGUUGGUUUGACUGCAUACAUAACAAGAGAUAUUGAUACCAAGCAAUUGGUUUUGGAAAGUGGUGCCUUGGUGUUAUCAGAUGGUGGUGUUUGUUGUAUUGAUGAGUUUGACAAGAUGAGUGAUUCUACUAGAUCCGUGUUGCAUGAAGUUAUGGAACAACAGACUAUUUCUAUUGCAAAAGCAGGUAUCAUUACCACUUUGAAUGCACGAACUUCCAUAUUGGCAUCUGCAAAUCCGGUAAACUCUCGUUAUGACCCUGAUUUGCCAGUGACCGCCAACAUAGACUUGCCACCUCCAUUGUUAUCGAGAUUUGAUUUAGUAUACUUGAUAUUGGAUAAGGUUGACGAGAAGAUAGAUAGACAAUUGGCUAGACAUUUGACCGAUAUGUACUUGGAGGACAGACCCGACCGAGUCACCAACAAUUUUGUGUUGCCCGUUGAAUUGUUGACUCUUUAUAUUCAAUAUGCAAAGGAAAAUUUCAACCCGGUGAUGUCAGAGGAAGGUAAGAAUGAAUUAGUUCGUGCAUAUGUGGAGAUGAGGAAGCUUGGAGAAGAUGCCAGAUUCUCCGAAAAAAGAAUUACUGCAACUACAAGGCAAUUAGAAUCUAUGAUCAGAUUAAGUGAAGCCCACGCCAAGAUGAGACUAUCACCAACUGUCGAAUUAAUUGACGUUAAAGAGGCAGUGAGGUUGAUCAAGUCAGCAAUCAAGGAUUAUGCGACCGAUCCGGUAACUGGAAGAAUUGAUAUGGAUAUGGUUCAAACAGGUACAACAUCACAACAACGAAGGAUUAAAGAGGAUUUGGUCAAGGAGAUUAUGAAGAUUAUUGAAGAAAAUAAUAACUUGAUCAGAUUCAAUGACUUGAGUUUAAAGAUAAAUGAACGAAGUUCUUUUCGGAUUGAGAAUAAUGAUAUCAAUGAUGCUCUAAAGCGAUUGGUGCAAGAAGGUAAAAUUGUCGAAACUGGAGACCACCACAGACGUACUAUUAGGAAAAUAGCCCUCAUUUAG